Rhodamnia argentea is the source of this 1678-nucleotide messenger RNA. RefSeq names its product acetylornithine deacetylase. The transcript is spliced from 10 exons. The record is from RefSeq and is a predicted model, not a curated record. The coding region runs from base 109 to 1425 and encodes 438 amino acids. Gene Ontology annotation, molecular function: hydrolase activity. Lineage: Eukaryota; Viridiplantae; Streptophyta; Magnoliopsida; Myrtales; Myrtaceae.
UUCCUCCUCCUCCUCCUCCUCCUUCAUAUACCAUCCUCAAAGGUUUCAGCUUCUUCGGCGCCACCUCUGUGUCUCUGUCUUCUCUCUCUCUCUCUCUCUCUCUCCAUCAUGGAUUCUUCCUCCGACGUGAAGGCAACGCUGGGCGAUCUCGACAGGGGAUCGUUUACGACCCUCCUCUCGAAGCUCAUCGGAGAGGCCCGAUACGUCCAGAACAACCCUCCCGAUUUGAUUCCCCAGGAGGACAGGAUCGUCAAGCACGUCCUGGACUCCCUCCUUCCCCUCAGCACCUCCACUGGCGGCGGUCCCCUCGUGGUGAACCACGUCACCUACCACACCAACAGGGGCAACCUCAUCGUGGAGUACCCGGGGACUGUGCCCGGGAAGAUCUUGUCCUUCGUUGGGAUGCAUAUGGAUGUUGUCACGGCUGAUCCUAGUGACUGGGAGUUUGAUCCUUUCUCAUUGGGCAUUGAUGGGGAUAAACUCCGUGGUCGUGGAACGACGGAUUGUUUGGGACACGUUGCCCUGGUAACUGAACUUAUGAAGAGGUUGGGGGAAACUAAGCCCAAACUGAAGUCAACCGUAGUUGCUGUUUUCAUUGCUAGCGAAGAAAAUUCUUCCAUUCCAGGCGUGGGUGUGGAUGCUCUCGUGAAAGAUGGAUUGCUUGAUAAGCUGAAGGAAGGCCCUUUAUUUUGGAUUGACACUGCUGAUAAACAACCUUGCAUUGGUACUGGUGGUAUGAUUCCUUGGAAACUGAAAGCUACGGGAAAGCUUUUCCACAGUGGUUUAGCACAUAAGGCUAUAAAUCCUCUGGAGCUGGCCAUGGAGGCACUGAAAGAGAUUCAGACAAGGUUUUACAAUGAUUUUCCUCCACAUGCCAAGGAGCAGGUCUAUGGAUUUGCUACUCCGUCAACAAUGAAACCAACCCAGUGGUCUUAUCCUGGGGGCGGAAUCAAUCAAAUUCCAGCUGAGUGCACGAUUUCUGGAGAUGUCAGAUUGACACCAUUCUACAAUGUAACAGAUGUUAUGAAGAAGCUGCAGGAAUAUGUCGAUGACAUAAAUGGUAACAUAGAGAAAUUAGAUUCACGGGGUCCAGUGUCAAAGUAUGUCUUACCUGAUGAGAAUCUGAGGGGAAGCCUUAGUAUAAGUUUCAAUGAGCCAAGUUCUGGGGUUGCUUGUGAUCUUAAUUCACAUGGCUAUCAUGUAUUAUGCAAAGCAACCGAAGAGGUUGUGGGCCAUGUGAAGCCUUACUCAAUUACCGGAACCCUGCCUCUCAUCAGGGAACUGCAGGAUGAAGGCUUUGACGUUCAAACUGCAGGAUAUGGCCUAAUGGCAACAUACCAUGCGAAGAACGAGUAUUGCCUCUUUUCUGAUAUGAGCCAAGGCUACCGUGUGUUUGUCAGCGUCAUCUGCCAAUUAGAAGAUUGACUCUUGACAUGAAGACGUAAAAAGAUCAUACCGUCAGAUUAUUGCCUACAAGAAUUUAGUCCAAUAACAACAAAAAUUCCCAAGAGGUUUUUUUUUUUUCUUUUCUUUUGAUAGGUAAAUUUGAACACAGAGUUUGUCAAUCCAUAUGGAGAGCUGUUGAACAAGGUUUUGCUUCCCUAUAUUGCUUAUGCACCAUCAGUUUCGCUAGAAUGAACUUGGGAAUUAUAAGAUUAUGUCGCAUAAUAUUGUGUCC